This is a messenger RNA of Trichomonas vaginalis G3, 434 nucleotides long. RefSeq names its product organellar and viral DNA polymerase type B. Lineage: Eukaryota; Parabasalia; Trichomonadida; Trichomonadidae. The transcript has a single exon. The record is from RefSeq and is a predicted model, not a curated record. The annotation marks the transcript as partial.
AUGACUAUUGCUGCAUAUGCGUAUGAAACAAAUGAAGCAAGAAGAGCACAUGAACUAGUAAACGAAAACUCAACUUUAACCAUUGAAGGCAAUGAUUUAGUCAUUGACGAUGGAAAAACUAAAAAAGUCAUUGAUUUCGAUACUUUUAACACUUAUGACCCAUUCAUUACAACAAGCAAGGUUCCCAUCAUAAAUGAUGGAACGGUGCAAUAUAUAAAUUCUACAGUAGAUGCCUCAUUAGUGAAAGUACUGAAUGUUCUCAUUGAAUUGUUAAAGAGCUUUCGAUUUGACGACAACAUUAAAUGCCUAAAGAAUUUAGUCAUGAAUGAGAAACAAAUUCUCGGCGUUGCUGGUAGCAGUAAUGAUGUACACCUUAUGACAUUAGAAUAUUAUAACGAACAUAAAGAUGAACUGAAAGGAGAGAAGGGUGACAC